AUGGCUCCUCGUGGUGGAAAAAGUAAGAGAGGAAGAGGAGGAGGAGGAAGGGCUCCGAAGGUUUCCCCAAAUCGACCUGUCGCCAAUCGACCCACUGCUUCUGGGACGUCAAAUCGAAGACCCAGUACUCUUCCUAGCCAGUAUACCUUCACUCCGGCGAAUCCUGAAGCCCCAGAGACUCAGCAAAGUCCGGUAAAUCCUGUAGCCCUAGAGUCUCAGCCUCCGACUCAUAGAGACUAUCCUCCUCCGACGCAGCUGUUCCAGUCCGGCGAUGAUUCUCCUCGAGGCUCUGGGUCGCAUCCAUUUCGGGAAUCUGGAUCUACUCAAGUUCGAGGGUCUGGAUCUGUUCAAGGACGAGGCUCUGUAGGAUCUAUUCAUCGUCUAGCUUCUCGGUCGAAUCAACCUCCUGCGCCGGUUCAACCUCCUGCGCCGGUUCAAUCUCCAGCGUCGACUCAGCCUGCAGCGUCGAAUCGACAAAUACCAUCUCGUCAACAAAGACCUUCUCCUCAACCUCGAGCCUCUGUAUCGCAUCAUAGUUCUCAGGCUCAAAACUCACACGAGGAAUCUGAAGAUGAGGAAGCUGAUGGUGAAUCUGAAGAAGAUGUGUUGAGGGAUUCAACACUCCCAGAAGAUGUCCUCGCGGAUUUACAUGCUUCACUUCUCAUCCCAGGCCGUGAGAAUUUCACCACCGUCAUCUCUCCCAACCUCGAGCCUGGAACCACUUGGUAA
Arabidopsis lyrata subsp. lyrata is the source of this 729-nucleotide messenger RNA. RefSeq names its product mediator of RNA polymerase II transcription subunit 29-like. The record is from RefSeq and is a predicted model, not a curated record. The transcript has a single exon. NCBI's taxonomy places the organism in Eukaryota, Viridiplantae, Streptophyta, Magnoliopsida, Brassicales, Brassicaceae. Bases 1 to 729 code for a protein of 242 amino acids.